This is a messenger RNA of Toxotes jaculatrix (banded archerfish), 7903 nucleotides long. RefSeq names its product C-myc promoter-binding protein-like. The coding region runs from base 262 to 6240 and encodes 1992 amino acids. Gene Ontology annotation, molecular function: protein binding. Gene Ontology annotation, cellular component: cytoplasmic vesicle; ESCRT I complex. Gene Ontology annotation, biological process: regulation of Rab protein signal transduction. The record is from RefSeq and is a predicted model, not a curated record. The transcript is spliced from 33 exons. Lineage: Eukaryota; Metazoa; Chordata; Actinopteri; Toxotidae.
CAGCCGGCUCGGCUCGGUGACUGACAGGAGAAGCCUCGCUCGGUUGGACGGCUAACUGUUAGUCCUCUCAGAGGAAGAGAGAGAGGGGGGAGAGAGAGAGAGAGGGGAAAAAAAGACGAAUAAAAACACCCGCACCGGUCACCUCACCUCUUCGGUACCGACAUCGCUGCGAUGAAUCAGCACCGGUAGGCGACACCGGCCGAAGUUGUGUGAGAGGACCGAUUUGACGUUCACAAACGGGGCAGUUGGCGGGGAUGGGAGAUGAUGGAGGACAAAGGCCCUCGUGUAGCAGACUACUUUGUGGUGGCCGGCCUGACGGACCCGUCCAAGCCGUUGGACCAGGAGAUCCACUUUGAUGACGUCUGCCACAAGACGGCCAAGCCUAAAGCGCCCAUCACCGACGUGGCUCUGGUGGUCCGCUCCAUGGGCGAGGAGGUGCCGCCGGGGUUCACCUGUAUUGAGACGACACCAACUGGCCACUCAGCUGAUCUUAACAGCGGCGGCCUCAUCGCACCCCAGAUGUUCCUGUGCUACAGGCGAGGUCGCGACAAGCCGCCACUCACUGACCUGGGCGUGUUGUAUGAGUGGAAGGAGCGACUAAAGCAGGGCUGCCACCUCAUCCACACCACGCCCUACGGUCGUUCGGCCAACAUCAGCGGCAAUACCACCCAGCGAAUCUACGUCACCUACCGCCGGGCACCCGAGAGCCAGCCGCACGCCGCCCUGGCCGUCACGGACAUCUGCAUCAUCAUCCCGAGCAAGGGAGAGGCGCCUCCCCACACCUUCUGUAAGGUGGCGAAGAAUGUCAACAGCACCAUUUGGGGCUCGUCUGUCUUCCUGUGUUACAAGAAGUCUGUGGCCAAGACCAACACGAUAGCCUACAAAGCAGGUCUGUUCAGCAGAUAUCCAGAGGAGGACUAUGAGUCAUUCCCGCUCCCGGAGUCUGUCCCUCUCUUCUGCCUUCCCAUGGGGGCCACGAUUGAGUGUUGGCCGGCUAACACCAAAUACUCCCUCCCCGUUUUUUCCACCUUCGUCCUCACCGGAGCCUCGGGAGAGAAGGUGUACGGCGCUGCCAUUCAGUUCUAUGAGCCCUACCCGCAGGAGUGUCUGACCGACCAGCAGCUCUCCCAGCUGGGUCUCCAGGGCCAGGAUCCACACAAACCCUUCUCCUCCAGCGCCACGGCGGCAUCCACCGACAGCAGCACCACCGACCCAUACUUGGUCUACACCAACAAGUGCAUCUGUCUGCUGUCCCACUGGCCCUUCUUUGACGCUUUUCGCAAGUUCCUCACAUUCCUCUAUCGCUACUCCAUCUCCGGCCCUCAUGCCCUGCCCAUCGAGAAGCACAUCUCUCAUUUUAUGCACAAAGUUCCCUUCCCUUCCUCUCAGAGGCCCCGCAUCCUGGUGCAGCUUUCGCCUCAUGACAGCCUGAUGCUGAGCCAGCCAGUGUCUUCUCCUUUGCCGCUCAGUGGUGGUCGAUUUUCCACACUGCUCCAAAACCUCGGCCCAGGGAACGCCGUCACCCUGCUGGUGUUUGCCGUCACCGAACACAAGAUCCUGGUCCACUCGUUGCGACCGGCGGUGCUGACCAGCGUCACUGAAGCUCUGGUGUCUAUGAUCUUCCCGUUCCACUGGCCUUGCCCGUAUAUUCCUCUGUGCCCUCUGGCGUUGGCCGACGUGUUGAGCGCCCCCUGUCCAUUUAUUGUGGGGGUGGACUCUCGCUACUUUGAUCUUUAUGAUCCCCCGCCAGACGUGAGCUGCGUGGACCUGGACACAAACACCAUCUUCUACACUGAAGAUAAGCGAGCCCUCACAUGGAAGAUCCUGCCAAAGAAAGCCUGUAAAAACCUAAUGAAUGUGCUGAGCAAUCUCUACCAGCAGCUGGUUGACGGUCAGUACAGACCCGACGGGCUGCUGGAGCUGAGCAUGAGCGAUUCGUCAGAGCUGAGCUGUGGGAAGAGCCUCCACACGCUGGAGCUGGAGAUCCAGGAAGCCUUCCUGCGCUUCAUGGCAGCCAUUUUGAAGGGCUACCGUUCAUUCUUACGGCCUAUCACCCAGGCACCGUCUGAGAAAGCCACAGACGCCAGCUCACUGUUUGACUUACAAGGGUUCUUGAAGAGCCGUGACCGCUCACACCAGAAGUUCUACUCCCUGAUGACCAAGACCCAGAUGUUCAUCCGCUUUAUUGAGGAGUGCUCUUUUGUCAGUGACAAAGACGCCAGCCUGGCCUUCUUUGACGACUGCGUGGACAAACUCUACAGUUCAGAGCGGAGUGCAGACAAAGGAGCCAAGGUGGACAGUGACAGGCCGGAGGAGUCCAGGCUGAUAGAGAUUGAUGAAUCCCAGCGUAGUGAGCACACAGUCUUCAUCACACCCCCAGAGCUGCCUCCUCUGCCUGAGGGGGAGGAGUAUCCACUCUGCUACAGGUACGAUGGUUUCCCCGUGUUAAGUCUUGACCUGUUUGACCCCGUGGAGGGCCUGCGGACCCCCUCCUCCCGCCUCGCUGCCAGGCACAGCUGUCCCACCAGCCCUGCCCCCAUGUUUAGACGCACCAAGCAGGAGAUCAAAUUGGCCCAGAAGAUAGCAAAGAAGUACUCAUCCAUCCCUCAGCUGUGGUCCAAGUGCCUGCUCCGUCACUGCUAUGGUCUGUGGUUCAUCUGUCUGCCUGCAUAUGUGAAGGUGUGCCACUCCAAGGUGAGGGCACUUCGAACCGCCUAUGACGUCCUCAGGAAGAUGCAGGCGAAGAAACUGCAGCCCCCUGACGAGGUGUGCUACCGGGUGCUGAUGCAGCUCUGUGGACAGUAUGGUCAGCCGGUGUUGGCGGUCCGGGUCCUCUUUGAGAUGAAGAAGGCAGGAGUUCACCCCAAUGCCAUCACUUACGGCUACUACAACAAGGCGGUGUUGGAGAGCACGUGGCCCUCCAGCACCAGAGGAGGAUAUUUCCUGUGGAUGAAGCUGAGAAAUGUCAUUCUGGGCGUGGCGCAGUUCAAACGGGCUCUACGCCGGCACGCCCCCUUCACCCACAGCCCAUUGUCAGAUGGCAGCGACCUGGACGCUGUGAGUCACGGCAGCCUGGAUAGCUCUGCCGACACUAACCUGGCCGAGCAGGGCCCCUACGCCACUGACUCCGUCAAAGUAGACCCCACUGACGAUAGAUCUAGCACAGGAGAUCAGUCAGAUUUGGGUUAUAACUCUCUGUCCAAAGAGGAGGUUCGGAGAGGAGACCCCAGUGCCCAGGACGCCGGCCCUGACAAGGAUGACAAGAAGGAGAGCGACUGCAGCUCCUUGUCAGAGACAGAGAGCGCCAAAGAAGACUGCCUUCCUCAGCUGGACAUCCAUUCCUCCUUCAAGCCCCGUGGCAUUGUCCGCAGCAGCUGUCCGUAUGACGAUUCAUCCUGUAAACCCAAGAGCUCUGCCAGUGCAGGUCAUGUUGCAGGUCUCCUCUUCACCUCCUCCCUGGAUGAGAUCGGUGAAAUCCAGACCAACAGUUUGCUCAGGAGACAUAAGAGCGCUCUGGAGGAGGUGGUGGGCAGCGCCAGCAGCGGCUCGGCUCUCGACUGGCAGGGCGUGAGGGGCCGCCGUCUGAGCGGAGACACGGUGGGCAGCAGCGGCAGCGGCACCACUGUCCUCGGCCUCGGUAUGAGCCAGGGAGAAACCGACCCAGAAAAGAUCGCAGGACACCUGGGCGCAGAUGCCAUGAUUCUCUCCGGCGCCAGCUUGAGUAAGAGUAAGAGGCCUCAUUCGCUGGCUUUGGGAGGGUUAGAGGGGGCUGCUGCUAAGGCAGGCGCUGCCAGACGCGUGGACUACAGGACGGAAGUAGUGGAGAUAGAGGGACAGGACUCCAGUGAUGAGGACAGGAGUAAUGCAGACGCCAUUUUUGAUUUGGAGGAUCUGGAUUUGGACAAACCUGGCGUCAGCUCUCAUAAAACCAACAAACCUCAUAAGAAAGUUGUGGAGCGCAGCGCCAGCUACGGUGCCGUGAGCACCCUGACGUCCAGAGGAGCUGUCAGGCGCACAGGCAUCGAGAUGGGCUACGACCCUCUGUCACUGCUGGCAGCAGAGUCACAGUCGGAGCCGCAGAGUGAGGAUCAGUACCCAGAAGGGGAUGAGGCCAGCACACCGAGCGCCCACAGGCACCUGGCCCAGGAGAUAGAGCUCUACAUGAACCACAUGGGCAGCCCACUGAGCAGCCGCACGCCCAGUCUGGACCUGCAGGAUGCAACCAGCCCCCUCCUCCUCCACCCCUACUCGCUCUCUGCCCCCCGCAGAGCCAGCCUGCCCCACAGCUCCCCCCUCAGGACUGCCGGAGUGCCACGCUCCCGCACGUAUUACCCUCCCUCACCCUCCCAGUCAGUCUCACGCCAACGUCUGUGGUCGUCACCGCCCUGUCGCAGCUCUAGCACCACUCCCAGCCCCAGCCCUCGACCCAGCCCUCGACCCAGCCCCUUCAAAGAGAGGUUAGACUGGUGGAGCCAGGUGUCGCCUUCACCGUCCUCCUCCUCCUUCGCUCUGGACACUCUGCUCACACCAACGCUGGAUGUGUUCAAGACCAAUGUGGUCUCGGCUGGGAAGGGUGUGGCAGAGAAGGCGAGCCGCUGGUAUUCCCGACUUGCCACAUACACCACGCCUACCAAGGACGGUCACAGUGACCGCCUCAGUGUGUCCUCCCUCGGUAUCGGAGAUCCAGACUACUCCUCCCUGCUGGAUGAGGACGACUACAGGGAGUCCGAGGGCUCCUUGGUCUCUCCUCAGAAGAACGGCCACGUUGGCCCCUCUGGGCCCCGCAGGAGCCCCAGACGCAGCCCCCUCCGAGGCAGACUGGACAGCCCCACUGCAGGUUCCAGCCAUGGGAGACCCACAUCGCUGCUUCCUGGAUGCGUCCUCUCUCCACCUGGCUUCCCUCUGCCAGACAAGUCGGACCUCGGCUCGUCGCGCUACACCAGCAACACCAGCAUCUUCAACAACUACGCCAUGGAGCUGCUGAUCUCCAGCUGUUCUCGCUGUAAGACGUGCGACUGUCUGGUCUACGAUGAGGAGAUCAUGGCCGGCUGGACGGCAGACGACUCCAACCUGAACACCACCUGCCCCUUCUGUGGAAACCCCUUCCUGCCCUUCCUCAAUGUGGAGAUCAGGGACAUGCGAGGACCCGGCAGGCUUUUCCUGAAGGGCAGUCCAUCUGUGGACGAGGCAAUGACCUCAUCCUACUCUGCCUCGACAGGUUUGGACACAGGGACGUCCACCUUGUCCACGCCCUGUCCCACGACAGCUGUCUUCCCUCCCUCCCCUGUGAUUGCUGUCCAGGAGUGCUCGGGAGGCGAAAGGACUCGAUCAGCCAGGGCUGAAGGUAUCAACAUCCCCACAGAGCGCCGGCGGGGGGUGCUGUCGCAGGGAGCGCCCAUGGCCCGCAGCGUCAGCGCCUUUGGCCCUCUGGACGAAGCGCCUCAACCCAGCCGCCGCAUGCAGACAUCGGGCAGCCUGCCCAGCCGUCUCAAUGAAACCACGGAUCCACUGAGCAUGGAGUGGCGGCUCCACAACCCUGAGCCAGUGACGGUUCCCUACCUGAGCCCGCUGGUGCUGUGGAAGGAGCUGGAGAGUCUGCUGGAGAACGAGGGCGACCCGGUGAUCACAGAGGCUGACAUGGUGGACCAUCACCCCAUCAUCUACUGGAACCUGGUGUGGUACUUCAGGCGGCUGGACCUGCCCAGCAACUUGCCCGGUCUCAUUCUCACCUCCGAGCACUGCAACAGGGACUCCCAGGUUCCUCGUCACUGGAUGUCGGAGGACAGUAAACACGUAUUGAUCCAGAUCCUGUGGGACAACCUGAAGCUGCACCAGGACCCCAUCCAGCCUCUCUACAUCCUGUGGAACACAUACAACGUGGGUUACCCUCUGUCUCGGCCGGUCCCGGAGGAGGAGGAGCCGCUCAGCGAGGAGCUGCUGCAGAGUGUGGUGAAGAGCAUCCAGAGGAACGACGUCAGCCGACCGAUGGCUAAGCUGCUGCAGCUGCUGGGACAGACGCUCGGGGUCAAACGGCAAAGGAGUUUGUACAGAGACGUCCUCUUCCUCUCCCUGGUGGCUCUAGGAAAAGAUAACAUCGAUAUUGACGCCUUCGAUCGUGAGUACAAGUUGGCGUACGACCGCCUCACGCCGAGCCUGGUGAAGCUGACCCAUAACUGUGACCGUCCUCCCAGCACGGGGGUCAUGGAGUGUCGCAGGACGUUCGGAGAGCCUUACCUGUAGACGCUCACCUUCACACACCUGGAAAAACCCUCACCGCCCACGCCAUCGCUUUAAGACGAGCUCAGGAAACCUGUCGGAAAACUGUGAAUGUGCACUACCGCACAUAACGUUUUGGGAAAACUCUGCAAGUGAUCAAAAAAGGUACAGUGGACUGUGGUCAGCGUUAUGUAGCCCGAAACAAAACAAACAAAAAGUUUUACAGACGUUAUCUUGACUGAUGAUGGAAACACCACUCACACAGCUCAUAAAUAAACACCACUCACCUGGUCUCUGUGGAAAUCCUGUGAAAAUUAUACAAACUGUCAAUACACAGCAGUAGAGGAUUUUUUUUUACAUGCAGCAUUUAUAUUGUAUAGUCGUUCAGUAUAUAAAGACUAAUAUUAGCAAUAUUUUAACUUGAAGUCUAUUUAUACAAAGCCAGCUUUAUUUAUUGUAGUGUCUUCUUUUUGUCGGGCAUAGUGUUUUAUCGUGUCCCGUAGUCGCUGGGCGUCGUCGUCUCACAGUUUAAACCAGGACGACCUGAACACACACACACAGCUCAUCUCCACCAACGUGUGGAAAAGAUGCUGCAGUGUGGAUGUAGUGUCUGUUGUAAAUAAUGACCAAGUUUCCAUGAUUUAUGUGACGGAGCAUAAAAAAAAAAAUCAUGUGCAUUAGAGCUGCAGUGAUUAGUCAAUCCACAGAAAAUUAAUCAUCUGUUUUGAUGACUGAUCGUUUUAGUCAUUAUUAGAGCAAAAAUACCAAAUAAUAUUCUGGGAUUUGGAGAUGAACAAUAUUUAAAUCUUUUAAGUUUUCUUCACCAGUGUAACACCGCGCUGUUCAUCAACGAAAUGUCAGUAUUACUGUUCGUCAGGUUGACACACGCCUGUGAUCAUAAGAUGUAGUUUAUGUUCGUUUCUGUGGUUUUUCCUGAGCUGAGAGAUGAAUUUAAGGUGGACUGACAGCUCACUGCACCAUGAACCGUCAGAUCUGAACACACAGGAGCUGCUGCUCUCGGCUGCCAUGUUGGACCGGUUACACUUCUUAAAGGAGAAUUCUGAUGAACUGCAGCUUUUUAUUUUCUCUUAUUUUAGUUUUGCAGUCGUUUAAUGUGAUGUUGUACUCAUCAAGAAAAUAAGUGACGUCUCUACAGCAAAGAAACAUGGUGGGAAUGUUGCUCUGACAUUAGCUUAGCUGCACUUUAAGGUUUAGGUUUAUACCUGAUCUGUCUGGGUCAAAGUCACAUGCACAUCAUGUGACUUUAUAAUAUUAUGUUUAUUAAUUAGCUGGACCUGUACUGAACUACAGCUAAGCUCCUCAGAAGCUAAGUGACAGAGAAACAGUCAAUCAGACAAACACAUUUACCCAGAACACCUGAACCACUUUACCUGGACGUGAAACUGAAGGUGAGCUCACCUGAGGCCUCGUGUGCGAAGGAGUGCGCAGCUUUCGUACUGAAAGAUGGCGUACGCCCAAAACUACUACUACUGCAGGAUGAAUGAAUCAUGAGUUGAUCCAGGCCAACAUACCGUAUACAUCGUUACAUCCCCAUAGACGGUCACUGGCAGUUAGCUCUUUGCUAAAGCAUCGGCUGAGCUAGGCGGCUACAUCCAGAGGCCUCUGGCUACCUCCAGCGGUUGACAGGGGCCGCAGUGUCCGUGUUUGUUUGCCAAUGUUCGGAUAG